Nymphalis io (European peacock) is the source of this 2102-nucleotide messenger RNA. It is a transcript of the gene OstDelta, whose product is annotated as dolichyl-diphosphooligosaccharide--protein glycosyltransferase subunit 2. The coding region runs from base 170 to 2056 and encodes 628 amino acids. Gene Ontology annotation, biological process: protein N-linked glycosylation. Lineage: Eukaryota; Metazoa; Arthropoda; Insecta; Lepidoptera; Nymphalidae. The transcript is spliced from 10 exons. Gene Ontology annotation, cellular component: membrane; oligosaccharyltransferase complex. The record is from RefSeq and is a predicted model, not a curated record.
CAUUAUCAUGCUACGGCUACGUCGAUCAUUUUCUGUCAAAGAGAAACCGGCGUUCAAAUGUUAUGAGUAGAUUUAUUUUACACAUUUUAAUUAUAAAUCAAUCAAAAAAUAUUUAACGUAAGAGAAACAGAAGCUACUUUGUUUCUUGUAGUUUGUGUUUCUCUUCAUAAUGUCUCGUUGUUUUUUACCACUACUGUUGCUAAGUGUGUUAGCUGUUAGCAAUGCGAUUUUACAAGGGACCGUAGAUGUAAAACGACUUCAAGGGAUCCUUGAAGAGGGUGUAAAAAGUAAAGAUAUCAGCACACUUUAUUAUUCUCUUAAAGGGCUUAAGCAACUUAAUGCUAAAAUACCAGAUGUCUGUGAUGUUAUAAAAAACACCAAAUAUGAUUUAAAAAAUAUUGAACAAAUAUUCCAUUUAACAAAUGCAGCAGAUUUGUCAGGUUGCCAGAACUCACUUAAGCCUGAUGUACUUAGUGCUCCCACACAAGUAUUGGAUAAAAAAGAUGCGACUAUACCAGAUUUAUAUCAUGCAGUAUACACACUGAAGGCUUUAGGAAAAGGAUCAGUUUAUGAUAAGGAAGAUAGUCUGAAGAACCUUAUUCAAUUGUUGAAAAAAGAUGAUUCACCAGCAAACUAUGGCUAUGUGUUUGCGCUCUGUGAGCACAUCGGAUGUGCCGCUUGGACUGCCACUCAUGCGGAGAGCGCCCUUCUUGCCGCCGACGAGACUGACGGCCGCUCUCUGCACUUUGACGGAGGUCUGCCAGUCACCUCGCUCGUACUUAGCACUGUCAUCAGAACGUUCAAAACAUUGGGCAAGCCGUCUCCGCUGUCGAUGGAGCAACGCUACAAGUUCGGCGCGUACGUGCUGUCGCGGCGCUCCGUGACGUCACCCCGCGGCGCCGCGCUACUUCUGGACGCGGCCGCCGCGCUCGCCGGCGACCAGCCAACUCCAAUCAGCAUUGUCUUUAAGGACAAGAAAUUUAUCACCUCAGACUCAGACUCGAUCGAAUUCUCCGUCACUGAUCUGAUUGGGCGACCGAUCCCCAACCUCAAACCAGAUGAAGUAAUCGCUCAGUCGGGAACCAGACUCGCAGACGACGUAGUGGUGCUGUCAAAGCAACCAUUAACACAAAAAUCAAAUGAACCUACCACUUUCAUACUUAAUCUAAGUAAAAUUAAGUCUCAACAUGGUCUGUACAAGAUCUCUCUCAGUGCUGGUACGAAAUCAGCGAACUUCAACAUUGCUGUGUUGGGCGAAAUUCAAGUAUCGAGUAUAGAAGUUGGAAUUGGUGACGUCGACGGAACAACUAGCCCGAAAAUCACAACUGUUACGUAUCCUAAUAGGUUGACAGAGAAAUUACAAGCUGAUCACUUGCAAAAGGUGACCCUGAAGUUUACGGUCCGCGACAAGUGGAACAAGCCGGUGGUAGUGCAGCAAGCCUUCGUUCGCAUCGCGCCCGCCAACGCGCCGCACGAGGCCAUCUAUGUGGCCGAGCCCGAUGCCGCCGGCACCUACAAGGUGGAGCUGAACGUGGGCGCGAUGUCGGCGCACUUGCGGCACAGCGGCGGCGCGCACGAGCUCAGCGUGCUGCUCGGCGACAGCGCCGUGGCCGCGCCGCUCGCCUGGACGCUCGGCGACCUCGUGCUCAACUUUGCCCGCAACCACGCCGUCGGUGAGCCGGUGAAGACGACGAAGAGCCCGUACCGCGGGCCGCUGCCCGAGAUCGCGCACGAGUUCCGCUCGGCGGAGCCUCGGCCGCCGCGCCUGGUGUCGGACGUGUUCGCGCUGGCGUGCGGCGCUCCGCUGUUGCUGCUGCUGCUGCUGUGGGCGCGGAUCGGCCUAAACUUCUCGCUGUUCCCGCCACUGCCGCUGCCCGCCCUUACCGCGCUUCUAUUCCACGUAGCGCUCGGAGGUUCCUUAGCGUUGUACGGCAUGCUAUGGCUACAGUUGACGAUGUUCGAGACGCUGCGGUACUUGCUGCCGCUGGGCGCCGUUACGUUCCUGUCCGGUCACAGGUUGCUGCGUGGCCUCGUGCGGGACAAGGCCUCGCGCUAGUACUCUACUCUACUAAUUUAGCAAUAAAUUAUACCUUUAACUUCUA